CCAUAGAAAGAAAGCAAAGAAGAACACUCCCACCGAGCUUCCUAGUGAUUACCAUCCAAAUUCCAGACAAGUUCCAAGUAAUUUCAAAUCCCAAUUAAAAAUGGAACCUCAUUUACUUUUCAGAACGGAAUGAUACCUUCUGUUCUAAGUUUUCUUGUACAUGUUAUAUAUCAAUCCUAUGAAUCUCGGCCUUUCUCAUCCAAAUCCCAGAUAGUAUCUUUUAUGGGAUAAAAAUUCCUAACAGAGCCCAACAAACAUGGCCUUCAAGUUUCUCCAAAACCAUCCAAUUCUUGCUUUCAUUCUAGCUUUGUUAUUCACCCAUGAAAUUUUGUACACAGCCUUUGCUGCCUCUGGUGGCAGAAUGGGUGGUUCUUCCUUCUCUUCAGAGGAAGAAAAAUCGUCAUAUUCCUCGUCUAAUUCUUACGAUGUAUAUCAUUAUCAUUAUGGUCAACCAGGGUAUAGUCGUGGCUAUGGAUCCUAUGAUGAUAAUAGCCGAAGGGUCAAUGCAGAGCCAAGGAGAGAGAACGAUAUGAAUAAGAGUGGCAAGGGUUUUUUUUCAUGGCUUGCUCUAUUGCCAUUUGGAAUUUUUGGUGGGUUUUUACUUUGGAUGGUUUGUACUUAUGAUACAGCAACGAGCGUUGUCAAGAUUCAGGUUGGGCUAUCAGGCAAGGCUCAUUCACUUCAAAGAGAUCUUAAUAAUCUUGCUGGAGCUGGAGACACAUCUGAAAAGAAGGGUUUCCACAUCAUAUUAACAGAGUCCAUAGUAGCCCUGCUUCGGCAUCAAAAUUAUUGGAUCUCUGGUUAUUCAUCUGUGAAACAAAAGCGAGGUGUUGAAGCUGUGGAAAAGGAAUUCAGACAACUUUUAGCUGAAGAGAGAGAGAAAUUUGAAAUCGAGUCGCUUGUCAAUGUUGACAAUAUAAAAGUUCAAAGAACCCUUAUCCCAAAGGACAACAAACUUAGAAAAGAUUACAUAGUGGUCACACUCGUGGUCGCUGUUAAAGGUACACCAAAUCUUCCUCCAAUUAGAAGUACAGAGGACUUAAGAAAGGCCUUGUAUCACUUGAAUUCCAUCACUUCCAGAGAAACAUUGGCUGUUGAGGUGCUUUGGACCCCGCAGGUAGAACAUGAUACAUUGUCAGAAGAUGAAUUGCUUGAAAAAUACCCGAUUUUGAGGCCAAUAUGAUCAUGAUAAUUGCAAUCUGUUUGGAGGUCGUAUGGGAUGCACACGUUAUUUUUUGACUCGCAAAGGCCAUUAAGAGGAAUGAAAUUGUCUGUGUCCUUAUAACAUAUUUUCAAGUGCAAAAUUAACCUAUUUUACAUUUCCACCUAAAUGUAUUAAUAUGUUAACUUAGCUGAAAUGCCAUAUUAGGCACUUAUGUCAA
This is a messenger RNA of Quercus robur (English oak), 1382 nucleotides long. RefSeq lists its product as uncharacterized. The record is from RefSeq and is a predicted model, not a curated record. NCBI's taxonomy places the organism in Eukaryota, Viridiplantae, Streptophyta, Magnoliopsida, Fagales, Fagaceae. The coding region runs from base 257 to 1183 and encodes 308 amino acids. The transcript has 6 exons. Gene Ontology annotation, cellular component: chloroplast.